Phacochoerus africanus (Common warthog) is the source of this 4672-nucleotide messenger RNA. It is a transcript of the gene PIK3R5, whose product is annotated as phosphoinositide-3-kinase regulatory subunit 5. The transcript is spliced from 19 exons. The record is from RefSeq and is a predicted model, not a curated record. NCBI's taxonomy places the organism in Eukaryota, Metazoa, Chordata, Mammalia, Artiodactyla, Suidae. Gene Ontology annotation, cellular component: phosphatidylinositol 3-kinase complex, class IB. Gene Ontology annotation, molecular function: 1-phosphatidylinositol-3-kinase regulator activity. Bases 366 to 3002 code for a protein of 878 amino acids. Gene Ontology annotation, biological process: positive regulation of MAP kinase activity; G protein-coupled receptor signaling pathway.
GGAAGUAGGAGGAUUUGCCUACUGGGGCUUCUGUGAGCUGCCAGCAGCGUCCACGGCAGGACUUCCUAGCUCUUUGCAUGUCAUUUGCAUGGCUCAGCUCUGCGCUCUCUACUUCUGCUUGUGGUUUCCUGGUCCAUCUCCAGGUCCACACAGCUGGACCACGGCCUGCUCAGCUUCCCUCUAUGACCUGGCCCGAGCAGCCAGCUUCAGGGUCUGCUUGGAUGGGGUGAAUGCAGUGAAAUUCCUGAGAGAGACAGGGAUUGUGGCAGAGACGAUAGCAGGAGAGUUCCGUGUCCUGAAAGCUUGCUCAGUGCAUCCCUGCGGCAUGUAAUCUUCCCAACAGCCCUGUGGGGCGAUGACUCAGGAUGCAGCCAGGGGCCACGACGUGCACGGAGGACCGCAUCCAGCACGCCCUGGAGCGCUGCUUGCACGGGCUCAGCCUCAGCCGCCGCUCCACCUCCUGGUCAGCUGGGCUGUGUCUAAACUGUUGGAGCCUGCAGGAGCUGGUCAGCAGGGAUCCGGGCCACUUCCUUAUCCUCCUUGAGCAGAUCCUGCAGAAAACCCGAGAGGUCCAAGAGAAAGGCACCUAUGACCUCCUCGCACCCCUGGCCCUGCUCUUCUAUUCUACUGUCCUCUGUACGCCACACUUCCCGCCAGACUCAGAUCUCCUUCUGAAAGCAGCCAGAACCUACCACCGAUUCCUGACCUGGCCGGUUCCGUACUGCAGCAUCUGCCAGGAACUGCUCACCUUCAUCGAUGCUGAACUGAAGGCCCCAGGAAUCUCCUACCAGCGACUGGUGAGGGCGGAGCAGGGCCUGUCCACAAGGAGUCACCGCAGCUCCACCGUCACGGUGCUCUUGCUGAACCCCGUGGAGGUGCAGGCUGAGUUCCUUGACGUGGCCGACAAGCUGAGCACACCAGGGCCCUCGCCGCACAGCGCCUACAUCACCCUGCUCCUGCAUGCCUUCCAGGCCACCUUUGGGGCCCACUGUGACCUCUCUGGUCUGCACCGCAGGCUGCAGUCCAAGACCCUGGCAGAGCUCGAGGCCAUCUUCACGGAGACAGCCGAGGCACAGGAGCUGGCCUCGGGCAUCGGGAAUGCAGCUGAGGCCCGGCAGUGGCUCAGGACCAAGCUGCAGGCGGUGGGAGAGAAGGCCGGCUUCCCUGGUGUCUUAGACACCGCAAAACCUGGCAAGCUCCGCACCAUCCCCAUCCCGGUCGCCAGGUGCUACACCUACAGCUGGAACCAGGACAGCUUCGACAUCCUGCAGGAAAUCCUGCUCAAGGAGCAGGAGCUGCUCCAGCCAGAGAUCCUGGACGACGAGGAGGACGAGGACGAGGAGGACGAGGAAGAGGACUUGGACGCCGACGGCCACUGCGCGGAGAGGGACUCCGUGCUCUCCACCGGCUCGGCGGCCUCCCACGCCUCCACGCUGUCCCUGGCCUCGUCCCAGGCCUCGGGGCCCACGCUCUCCCGCCAGUUGCUGACCUCCUUCGUCUCUGGCCUCUCGGAUGGCAUGGACAGCGGCUACGUGGAGGACAUCGAGGAGAGCGCCUACGAGCGGCCCCGGAGGCCUGGCGGCCACGAGCGCCGGGGCCACCGCCGGCCUGGGCAGAAGUUCAACAGGAUCUAUAAACUCUUCAAGAGCACCAGCCAGAUGGUGCUGCGGAGGGACUCGCGCAGCCUGGAGGGCAGCCCGGACAGCUCCCUGCCCCUGCGUCGGGCCGGCAGCCUCUGCAGCCCCCUGGACAGCCCGACCCUGCCCCCGUCCCGGGCCCAGCGCUCCCGCUCGCUGCCCCAGCCCAAGCUCGGCCCCCAGCUGCCCGGCUGGCUCCUGGCCCCCGCCUCCCGCCACCAGCGCCGCCGCCCCUUCCUGAGCGGGGACGAGGACCCCAAGGCUUCCACGCUGCGUGUCGUGGUCUUCGGCUCGGAUCGGAUCUCGGGGAAGGUGGCCCGGGCUUACAGCAACCUGCGGCGGCUGGAGAACAACCGUCCUCUCCUCACGCGGUUCUUCAAGCUACAGUUCUUCUACGUGCCUGUCAAGCGGAGCCGUGGGACAGGCACCCCCACCAGCCCAGCCCCUCGGAGCCAGACGCCCCCCCUCCCCACAGACGCCCCGAGGCACCCGGGCCCUGCAGAGCUGGGCGCCACCCCCUGGGAGGAGAGCACCAAUGACAUCUCCCACUACCUCGGCAUGCUCGACCCCUGGUACGAGCGAAACGUCCUGGGCCUCAUGCACCUGCCUCCUGAAGUCCUGUGCCAGCAGUCCCUGAAGGCUGAGCCCCGGCCCCUGGAGGGCUCCCCUGCCCAGCUGCCCAUCCUGGCGGACAUGCUGCUCUACUACUGCCGCUUCGCUGCCCGGCCGGUGCUGCUGCAGGUCUAUCAGACCGAGCUGACCUUCAUCACCGGGGAGAAGACGACGGAGAUCUUCAUCCACUCCCUGGAGCUGGGCCACUCUGCUGCCACACGCGCCAUCAAGGCUUCGGGUCCUGGCAGCAAGCGGCUGGGCAUCGAUGGUGACCGGGAGGCCGUCCCUCUAACACUACAGAUAAUUUACAGCAAGGGGGCCAUCAGCGGCCGGAGUCGCUGGAGCAACAUGGAAAAGGUCUGCACCUCUGUCAACCUCAGCAAGGCCUGCCGGCAGCAGGAGGAGCUAGACUCCAGCACGGAGGCCCUGACGCUAAACCUGACAGAAGUGGUGAAAAGACAGACCCCUAAAUCCAAGAAGGGCUUUAACCAGAUCAGCACGUCGCAGAUCAAAGUGGACAAGGUGCAGAUUAUCGGCUCUAACAGCUGCCCCUUUGCCGUGUGUCUGGACCAGGACGAGAGGAAGAUCCUGCAGAGUGUGAUCAGGUGCGAGGUCUCGCCCUGCUACAAGCCUGAGAAGAGCAGCCUCUGCCCCCCACCCCAGAGGCCCUCCUACCCGCCAGCGCCGGCCGCGCCUGACCUCUGCUCCCUGCUCUGCCUGCCCAUCAUGACUUUCAGCGGAGCUCUGCCCUAGCCACCACCCUGCACCAGCCUGGACAGGGAGCCGGGGGGCAGCCUCCUCGGAGCCCCCUCCCCAGAAGACUGGCGGCUGAGAGGGUCGUGCUCCCUGUGGAGAACGGAGGGGCCGUGUGCUGGGUCAGGGUCCCACUGUGGGCCCUGCAGCAGCAAGAGCGGGGGCUGCUGGGGCCUCAGGGCUCUGUUUGGGCGAGAAGCAGGCAUUAGGGAGAGGGCCUGGCCCCAUGGCCCUCAGCUUCCUCACAGUAGCGGAGAGAGGGAUGGGUGAGCUGACCUCAAGGCCCUGGCCUCCAGUGGGGUCCAGGAUCCUUUCUGGAAGAAAGAUCUGAGGCGCUGGUGCUCUGGGGUGUGGUGUAGGCCUCUCCUCCCAGCCCUGGGCCAGGCCACCCCGUUACUUUGUCAGAGACUUGGGGAUCCUCUGUGUCUGGGGGUUCAAGCAGUGGAAAUAUGGAUUCGACUUUUCUGACGUUGGUGCCAUCCCCGCCCCCACCUCACCCUCUCACUCACACACACACACACACACACACACACACACACACAUAUACACACACACCUUCUCUCUGUCAAGUUCCCUGGGUCUUCCGUGAAACAGCACUAACACUUGACCUGCCUGUGUCAGCACUUGGAACAGAUGCUCCCUGGAUCGAGAGCCUUGGGAGACAGGACAAGCUUAGGUUCGGUGGUGGCUCAGUUACCUUCUAGCGAAAUGAGCAGAAGGAGGUGAAUUGGCUCCUCCGAGGCUCCCCUACCUGGGCACUAAGAUGGGGAGAAUAAGGCCGCCUUAAAGGGUUGGGGUGAUGUCGUCUGCAAAGUGCCUGGCCCAGUGGCCGGCUGGUAGGUAGCAGGUGCGGCCUCACCCUCUGGGCGCCGACUCCCCCGUGUGGCGGGAGGCUAAAAGGAUGCCCUGCCCCCGUGAUGCUGUCAUUCCCUCCUUCCAAUUCACUGAUGAGGCAGGACCCAGACUGAGGGGGUGAGGGAGCACGCAGUUCUACCCUUUGAAGGAGGAAGUGCCUUGAUCAGAGUAAGAGGAGGGUCGCCCAGGCGCCCCCAGCCGCCCCCUCCUCCUCUCCCAGGUUGGCCCCUGUGCCUCCCACUCCCAUCUCACUCCUUGGGCUGGCGCACAUCACGGGCACAGUCCUCCAGCCCCACAGUUCACUGGUGCCAUGGCCCCUGGGUCGGCUCGCAGAGGAUGGAGGAUGCAGAGCUGUCCUCGAGGAGCUUGGGGUCUGAUGGGGAAAAUGGGUGAUGGAACAUGAGCGCCGAAAGAUUUAAAACUCCAGGUUGCAGUGGUCGGAGAAGCCGGCCGCACACGCGGACUAGGGUGGUAGGGAGAGGGCAGGGCUUGGGGCCGGGAUUUGGACUAGGAGAGGCUGGGGAGGUAACCAGAGAAGCAGACAGUUGUAUCCCGCACAGACCUCCCCGCCCCUCCCCUCCUGCUCUUGCUUCACCUGCUUCAAAGGGUCUGGGCUUUAGCAGCCCGUGGUGCCCAGCGCAGGGUACUCAGGACUCGAGAGACGCGGACCGUGCCAGUUCCCACCCUGUGCCACUCCAGGCCCCAGGGAGGGGUUUGCAAUAUACCCUCAACGUUUUUGUGUGUGUGGUAAGGUCGUCCUAGGACCCAAAAUGGAAUUUAACAUUAUUGUCAAAUAAAACUUGAUUUGUCUUGGA